Messenger RNA from Cynoglossus semilaevis (tongue sole), 2711 nucleotides. It is a transcript of the gene vtna, whose product is annotated as vitronectin a. The transcript is spliced from 8 exons. Gene Ontology annotation, biological process: cell adhesion mediated by integrin; immune response; cell-matrix adhesion. Bases 103 to 1761 code for a protein of 552 amino acids. The record is from RefSeq and is a predicted model, not a curated record. NCBI's taxonomy places the organism in Eukaryota, Metazoa, Chordata, Actinopteri, Pleuronectiformes, Cynoglossidae. Gene Ontology annotation, molecular function: integrin binding; polysaccharide binding; extracellular matrix binding.
UGAGAGAGUGCGAAGGCAGGGGGGACUGACGCAUAAUGUAAUCAGAAGCACACAGUCCAUCAUUACUCUCUCAGUCUGGUUUUCUCCCACUUCACUGACAACAUGAAGCUGCGGAUGGUCCUGCUGCUCACGCUUGUCACACAAGUUUUGGCUGAAGAAGAGUCAUGUAUGGGUCGCUGUGAAAAUGGCUUCGACUCUCAGAGGCAGUGUCAAUGCGACACCAUGUGCAAGUACUACCAGAGCUGCUGCACUGACUUUCAGGUCGUCUGUGGAAUGAUAACCCGUGGAGACACUUUUACUUUUGCAGAGGAUGACGACGAGGACGAGUUAUCUGAAGUUACCACUCCCGCCCCAGACCCGUCGGACCCAUCUCCAGCUAGCCGCCAAUAUCACAUGAUGCCCACACUAGAGGCCGCUAAGGACUUCAGACAACCACAGCGUCCAGAGAGCACAUUAGAAAUAAGCAGACCACAACGAAUCUCCCUAAUCCCUCACGGACACAGACUACACGUAUCCUUCACAGUCAACCCUACUACAGAGAUUCCCACCUCAGCUGCCCCACCCGAGGCGACCACGGCCCCCGUCACCACUGGCGCCACUAAAGCUCCAGACCCAGAUGCUGACGUCUGCAGCGGGAGGCCAUUCGAUUCGUUCAUGCAGUCGAAAAAUGGGUCUGUCUAUGCGUUCAGAGGCAAGUAUUUCUUUGAACUGGACCAGAGGUCUGUGGUUCCUGGAUUCCCAAAGCUAAUUCAGGACGUGUGGGGCAUCGAGGGGCCGAUCGACGCUGCCUUCACCAGAGUCAACUGUCAAGGAAAAACUUACAUCUUUAAAGGGUACAAGUACUGGAGGUUUGAUAACGGAGUGCUGGAUGACGACUAUCCUCGAGAUAUCAGUGUGGGAUUCGACAAAAUUCCCGAUCACGUGGAUGCAGCUUUUGCCCUUCCUGCCUCUGGUCACCAUGGAAAAGAAAGAGUAUACUUUUUUAAAGGGGAGCAGUACUACACGUAUGAGUUUUUUCACCAGCCGUCUCAUAAAGAGUGCAUCACCAUGUCCGAACGUUUCCCAUCCACACCCUUCAGGCAGUACACCGACAUCUACUACAACAACUACGAAAGCUUCUUCAGCAGCCUCUUUUCCGACCUCCCUCAGCAUGAGGACCAUCACCAUUUCAUCAACAAAGACUGGAAAGGCCUCCAGUCUCCUGUGGAUGCUGCCAUGGCGGGGAGGAUCUAUGUGAGCCCAGGGAGGCCCACACCACGCCGCAACAACUACGACCGGGACCAGUGGUGGAACCAGCAGUAUGGACAGCAGUGGAACCAGCAGUAUGGACAGCAGUGGGGGCGUAGGAGGCAGAACCGUUCACCCCAUUGGGGUUCGAUGGCAGAGCAGGGAAUGAAUAUGGGUCAGGAGAUGGCUGAGAAAGGGAUGGAGAUGGGACUGAGGUUGGCAGAGAGGAGGAUGGAAAUGGAGGAAAGGCUGGGACGAGACUGGAGCAGACGGUGGGACCAAGACUGGGACCAGGACAGACGGAGAGACCGGUACGGCAGCAACAACAGAGGCAACUAUGAUUCCAGAAACGACAGGUCGUAUCGGAACAGGGCCUGGGGUCAGCCCACGCAGAGCGUCUACUUCUUUAAAGGAGAUAAAUACUACAGAGUGGACCUCAGCACCAAGAGAGUUGACCCUGCCUCACCUCCGUAUCCCAGAUCCAUCGCCACGUACUGGCUCGGUUGUUCUGACCCCAAAGGAGCAGAGAAGUAGGUGAUCGGAAAUAAUACUGACUAUAAACCUCGACUAUAACUUCACUUUUCUUUCGUGUUGGUUGUGAAAUAUGUGUUAAAAAGAAUGUUCAGCUUGAGAAAAAAAAGAGCUGCUUUCUGCUCCGGUGGUUAUUGAUUUGACUAAAGUCCAAGCUCUGCCUGUUGUAGUCAAAGUUCAGCAGCUUGACCUCCUGUGCUCGGUGUUGUUGUCGAUGCGUAAUCUGUCCUUUACAUCAGCUGACCCACUUUAACCUACGCAGCCCUAAGCAUUAACUUUACGUGGUUUUGAUGUUUUCGUACAUUCUCGUCAUAUCGUCAGAACACAUCAUUUCAAAACGAAUGUUUUAUUGGAUAAAAAUAUACAGUACGUUGAUAGUGGAAAGAUAUUUACAGCAGACAAUCUCAAGCUGUCCAAAAUUACACACUUUAGCAAUGAUGUGUCCUUGGGCAACGGCAGCAAAAGAAAAAACAAAGGUCAGAGGUCACUGACAGCAGGGUUCAUCCUUCAGGACACAACUGCUGGUCUGGUAUAUUUGGUCUGCUCUGUUUAUAUAUAUAUAUAUAUACAUAUUACAUACAUAAUGUCAGUUUUUUUUCUAUAAGGUGUUUGCCACAAAAUGUCACAAAGGAAUAAAAAAUGUGUUACUGCGAUAAAUAAAAGGAAAUGGCACUAGUACAAUGUUCCAAAGUUUCUGUUCCAUCAAAUAAAACAAGCGGGUCCAGACGUUAGCCAAUACGCUGUACUCCUGUAAUGACCACCAAAAUGUGUGCAUGUGUUUGUUGCCCUCAGUAAAAACAGGGAGUACUUUGAGGUUUAAGAUUCAGUUUCAGGUUAGGAUUAGGGUUAGGAUUAAGAUUAGCAAUAUACUUGGUUAAGAUUAGGGUUAGGAAUGCAUUUUUUGUUUACGUGAAGUACUCAAACUCAAUAAAGUUUCUUUGCCUAAACAUUUA